Scatophagus argus is the source of this 2101-nucleotide messenger RNA. RefSeq names its product phosphoribosyl pyrophosphate synthase-associated protein 1-like. Gene Ontology annotation, molecular function: ribose phosphate diphosphokinase activity; magnesium ion binding. Gene Ontology annotation, biological process: 5-phosphoribose 1-diphosphate biosynthetic process; purine nucleotide biosynthetic process. The record is from RefSeq and is a predicted model, not a curated record. Gene Ontology annotation, cellular component: ribose phosphate diphosphokinase complex; cytoplasm. The transcript has 11 exons. The coding region runs from base 529 to 1716 and encodes 395 amino acids. Lineage: Eukaryota; Metazoa; Chordata; Actinopteri; Scatophagidae.
CUUUUCAUCCACCCAAUGAACGUGUGCUCGUUGCGUUUUUUUCCUCUGCUGCGAGCCCAUUGCUACAAAGUUUACAGCAGCUACAUUUGAAUGCUACCGGUGGAGUUUUGAAUUUUUCACAUUGUAGCAGCGCGCAACAAGUUUUCGUUACAUUUCACAUGGUCUUCAUGUGAACACAACCCGCUGUGUGCGCUCCGGACACGAAGCCUCAUGAAGACUCAGUGACCCGCAUGGAAACAGAGCUUUCCAUCUGCUGUCGAUUUAUUGGUCGACCGGGGUUUCACAGUGGUGCUGGUCGAUGUGAGGCUGGUUGUUGACUCGCUAUCAGCAGCACGAGUGUGAAGCAUGUGGCCUUGGUGAUUUUAAUUUUCAAACAGUGUUGCGUUACACAACUUCCGUGAGUUUUGUGUUGUGGAAGUCCACCAAGAGUUUAGAUUUUGUGUGCAAACUGCUCCACAAGUAGGUUAAUAAGCUGACGGGCGAUUUUGGGCGAAACGUAACCAAAUAUCGCACUGACUUCAGAGAAACAUGCCUAUUAGGCGUUUUGGGGGUCACAGGUCUCUGGUGUCUCAUUCUCCAAAGCUUUCGUAUGGUUAUACCAAAAUGAAUAUUUCAAGAAGUGGCUACAGUGUUUUUUCUGCCAACUCCACUACCGCCUGCACCGAACUAGCCAAGAAGAUUACAGAACGUUUGGGUAUUGAAUUGGGCAAGUCGGUUGUUUAUCAAGAGCCAAAUAGAGAGACUAGAGUGGAUGUGAAAGAGUCUGUUCGUGGACAAGACAUCUUCAUCAUUCAGACCAUUCCCAGAGAUGUCAACACAGCCAUCAUGGAGCUGCUGAUUAUGGCUUACGCCCUGAAGACAUCCUGUGCCAACAACAUCAUCGGGGUCAUUCCCUACUUUCCUUACAGCAAGCAGUGCAAGAUGAGGAAGAGAGGAUCCAUUGUCUGCAAGCUGCUAGCGUCCAUGUUAGCUAAAGCUGGGCUAACUCACAUCAUCACCAUGGACCUCCACCAGAAAGAAAUCCAGGGCUUCUUCAGCUUCCCUGUAGACAACCUGAGAGCUUCCCCCUUCCUCAUUCAGUACAUCCAGGAGGAGAUCCCAGACUACAGGAAUGCCAUCAUUGUCGCAAAGUCCCCUUCAGCUGCCAAAAGAGCUCAGUCCUACGCCGAGAGGCUGCGCCUUGGGCUGGCAGUGAUGCACGGGGAGGCCAAUCAGUUUGAUUCAGACAUGGCCGACGGUCCCCAGUCUCCUCCCGUGUGCCGCACCACCACAGGACACACCGGCCUGGAGCUGCCAUCCACCAGACAUCAUGUCCCUUUCCCUGGGAUAGAGCUCCCAAUAAUGAUGGCAAAGGAGAAGCCACCCAUCACUGUUGUUGGAGAUGUAGGAGGCAGAAUCGCCAUCAUUGUUGAUGACAUGAUAGAUGAUGUGGGGGACUUUGUUGCAGCGGCAGAAAUCUUGAAGGAGAGGGGAGCUUACAAGAUCUACAUCAUGGCUACACAUGGCCUCCUGUCUGGAGACGCGCCAAGACUAAUAGAGGAGUCCGCUAUCGAUGAGGUGGUGGUGACCAACACUGUGCCUCAUGAUGUGCAGAAGCUGCAGUGUUCAAAAAUCAAAACGGUGGAUGUCAGUAUGAUCCUGGCUGAGGCCAUCCGGCGCAUCCACAACGGAGAGUCCAUGGCCUAUCUGUUCCGCAACAUUGCUGUGGAUGACUGAGGCAACACACACUCACAUUUACAUUCCUACACACACACUCACACACACACACACACACACACACACACACCAGUGACCAAGAACCAAGUUUACUGCACUAUCUGCUUUACCCCAUUGUUCCUGUUUGUUUUGAUGAUAAAUAUCAUUAGAGAAAUUGACUUUAUUGGCUUAUUCCUUUCUCAUGUUACAUAGAGAGACUGUACCCACACUACAAGCUGUUUCACUGAAAAUAAAUAAAUAUAAUAAUAAUAAUAAUAAUAAUGAUAAUAAUAAUAAAUAUAUAUACAUGUGCUUCCUACCAUCUGAAAACAUAAUGUAUCACUUGCGGCCUCUGUGUAUCCUGCAGAAUUUAAAAAAUAAAAAUUCUUCUUGGGCGAGUAACGUU